Molecule: messenger RNA, 2254 nt
Organism: Cicer arietinum (chickpea)
Lineage: Eukaryota; Viridiplantae; Streptophyta; Magnoliopsida; Fabales; Fabaceae
Product: rho guanine nucleotide exchange factor 8-like
Molecular function (GO): guanyl-nucleotide exchange factor activity
Source: RefSeq, a predicted model, not a curated record
GCAUGCAUUAACCUCUCAUCCACUCCUUCAUAAAACAAACUCAACAAAUUACUUCCUAGCAUGAAACCAACACCACCAUUUUCUCCUUCAUACAUUCAAACCAAAAUUCAUUGUAACAUAACACUUUAGAAAAAAAAAAUUUAAGACAUUCUUUAACAUCACAUUAGAUUGAAAGUUCAAUAUCCAAAUUAUUUAAUCCUUUGUUUUUUAUUUUAUAUAAAAAACAGAGGUGUGGAACUAAAAGAAGGUCUAAUUAGCAAUGGUUAGGGCUUUUAGUCACCAAAUCAGCAUGCAAAAAUCGAAGUCUUUUCAUUUUAGGAGAAUGUUUGAGAUCCCUGGGAAACAUAUUCAAGGUUUAUUUGAUAGGGAUCAUGAUGAAGGAGGUGAUCAUAGUGAUAAUAAAGUUUAUUCAAAAAGCUUUGAAUCAAGAUGUACAAGUGAUCAAACAUCGGAAAUUCAACCAAUAGGUCAUUCUCUUAAUAAUGAUCUUAUUCAACUACCAAAUUUGGGUGGUGAGAUAGCUAGAAUGCCUCCUAAGCCACCAACAGAAUCUGAAAUGAUGAAGGAAAGGUUUGCUAAGCUGCUUUUAGGAGAAGACAUGUCAGGUGCAGGAAAUGGUGUUUCUUCAGCAUUGGCUUUGUCAAAUGCCAUAACAAACCUAGCUGCAUCUGUUUUUGGAGAACAAUCAAAGUUGGAACCAAUGUCUCAAGAAAGAAAAACUAGGUGGAGAAAAGAAAUUGAGUGGCUUCUAUCUGUGACUGAUCACAUUGUUGAAUUUGCUCCAUCACAACAAAUAGCUAAGGAUGGAUCAACCAUGGAGAUCAUGACCACUCGACAACGAAGCGAUCUUCUCAUGAACAUUCCGGCAUUGCGCAAACUCGAUGCAAUGCUCAUUGACAUUUUGGAAAACUUUAGAGAUCAAAAUGAAUUUUGGUAUGUGUCUAAAAAUGAUGAGGAAGCUGAAGGAAACACUAUCACUCAAAGAAAGAGUGAUAAAUGGUGGCUACCAAUUGUUAAAGUUCCACCAACAGGGUUAUCAGAUGUAGCUAUGAAAGGGAUACAAUUCCAAAAUGAGAAUGUUAACCAAGUACUUAAAGCAGCCAUGGCUAUAAAUGCUCAAGUACUAUCAGAAAUGGAGAUUCCUGAAAACUACAUUGAGUCUCUCCCUAAGAAUGGUAGAGAAAGCCUUGGUGAAUCAGUUUAUAAGUGCAUUACUGUGGAGUACUUUGAUCCUGGACAAUUCCUCUCAACAAUGGACAUGUCCACAGAACAUAAGGUACUUGACCUCAAGAAUAGGAUUGAAGCAUCCAUAGUGAUAUGGAAAAGGAAGAUGAACAAAGAUGGAAAGUCUUCAUGGAGUACCUCAAUAAGCAUGGAGAAGAGAGAACUCUUUGAAGAGAGAGCUGAGACAAUAUUGUUGAUGAUCAAACAGAAGUUCCCUGGACUUCCACAAUCUUCACUUGAUAUCAGCAAAAUCCAAUACAACAAGGAUGUAGGACAAGCCAUUCUAGAGAGCUAUUCAAGAGUUAUAGAAAGCUUGGCUUACACAGUUUUAUCAAGGAUUGAAGAUGUGUUAUAUGUAGAUUCAAUGACAAAGAAUCCGUCAUUGGCAGUACCUAGCAGAAGAUUUUCAUUGGAUUCAUUGCAAGCGGCUGAUCAAACAUCUCCAAGCUCUGAGGAAUGGAUAGGAGGAAGCAUGAAUUCAUCAGAGACACCACCAGCAAUGACUCUCUCAGAUUUCAUGGGAUGGAAUCCAAUACAAUGUGGAGGUGAAUUGAAGAAGACUAACUCAACAGGUGACUUAGAAGAUUUGAGAGACAAAGAUGAAAAGGCUUUGACUAAAUCUCCUAGAUCUGGAACACCAAAGAAAAAUUUCUACUUGGACAAGCUUGAGUACUUGAAUGCUAUAAGAAGUCCGAUUGGGCGACAUUAAUCUCGGUAUCGAAAAAGAGAAGGUUUGAACCAUGGUUUUAAAUUUUGAAGUCUCUGCAAUGGCAUAACAAUUGCAGUUUAAGCUGUAUCAGCUGCAUUCUCCUGUAUUAGCCUGCAAUAUAAAGAUUUGCAGCUUAAUCGCAACCGCAAUUUAAAGCCAUGAUUUGAACACAGAUUAAAAGUGUAAUGCAGUUGUAAACACAAAGAUUGAGGCCUUGGUUAUGCAAUAGAAGCAUAGGGUCUCAUGAGCUUGUACAUUAUGUAAGUCAGACUCUUAGGUUAUGUAAUUUAUGUACUUGUUGUAAAUUCUUUUAUUUCUUCA